AUGGAUACUUUAGUAUUCCUUGAGGGACGAGUAGCUCCAGGUCUUAAUGGCGGAGCCGCUCCACCCCCGCCUGGGGUCAUCCCCAACUUCGAGAACCCUCCUGAUGCUGGCCGUAUUGCCACUAUUGCUGUCUUCGCGGUGUGCUACCCCCUAUCGACGGCCUUGUUUGCCACACGCAUCUACUCCAAGAUUGUGAUUAUCCGACAGUUGGUCCUGGAGGAUGUAAUUCGCCAUGGAAUGGGCUAUCACACGUGGGAUGUGGCCCCGGAUGAGUAUGCAGAGAUGCUUGAGGUAUGGGUAUACAUCACUUCGAUACUGUAUGAACCCGCGGCCUAUUUUACAAAGGUAACGCUCCUACUACUACUUGCCCGAGUGUUCGCUGUCCACACGAAGAUAUCUAAGGGUAUUCACUACUUCAACGUGGCCCUCUUGAUUGCAUAUAUUCCUCUUCUUGCUGUUAAGAUUGCGCUUUGUCAGCCAAUCCCAGGGUUUUGGAGACAAGAUGUUGAAGGAAGGUGUCUCGACCUCCGUGAAAUCCUCAUUAUUGAUGUCGCAUUCGCGAUAGCGACAGACACACUGAUAUUCACCAUCCCGAUUCCACUCAUAUGGCAACUGCGGACACCAUGGACUAAGAAGAUCAAAUUUGUCCUUCUUCUCGGGGCCGGAGGGGCUGCAACCGCCUUUACUGUUUACCGACUGGUUCUUCUGAACAAUGGCAAGGAUGUAGCAGCGGAUUUUGCCAUGCUUGACCUCUUAACGUACGUUUCUCUCCUCUCGAUAACUUGGCAACUCCUGAGGUGGAAAAAGCUGAUUACCUGUAUACCUUUGCUUUGUGAUAGGAUGCUUGAGCUGACAAUUGGGCUUGUGUGCUCAUGCCUCCCUGCCGUUAACAUCUUGAUUGAUCGAAUACGUAAGCCCCCCAGGCCCCGGCCCGCGAAUGGGCCACGCACCGGCCGUUUUCACCGAGGAGAAAGCGGUAAACGUGUUCCAUUCACUUGGAACUGGAUUGAGGUGACUCAACCAGACGAACAAUCACAGUCUGGGCGGAGCGAAAGACAGCUGAACUCCACAGAAGAUGGGGGAUUAUCCACACAUCAUGCCACGACAGUAGAAUCACAGCCAGAGAGGACCCAAGAGCGAGCUGAAUUCAACGAGUCUGAGAACAUAUUAAACCAAGGAGACGACGACAUCAUGGCAUUGAAUGGCGGUUGUUCCCCCUGUGGUGAUAAUUCCGCAUGUUAUGGACACCGUGAAGGGUGGCUUUGUUCGUGCGCACACAAGGACCGGGAUCGAGAUCGGGAACGAGGUCUAUCAAACCAACAGGAAGAAACUCCAAUAUCGCUCGGCCGCAAUAGCGAAGGCGAGAAAUCGAGAGCCGUUUCUUCCAAACUUGCUGACAUUAGUGGGCAGAGACAGUGGGAUUAUAUUUUUGAUGGCAGAAGCAACUCCCAUCCCCCGAUAAAGCGGACCUAG
This is a messenger RNA of Clonostachys byssicola, 1473 nucleotides long. The record is from the annotation of a GenBank genome assembly. Lineage: Eukaryota; Fungi; Ascomycota; Sordariomycetes; Hypocreales; Bionectriaceae.